AUGGAGCGCAAACUAUCAAAGAAGGCGAAGAUGCGCGAGCGUCUGGCGUUUAGUCGAAGCAAUUCCGCUCGAGGCCGCCCACCAACUCUGGUCUCACUUAUCCCCGCCAGUCCAACUGCUCGUCUCCGCUCAGCGUCGAAUCCCGAGUCUCCAAUCCACGAUGCACCGACGUGGGACAGCAGCAACCCCAAUUCCAGCCGGGGUUACAUUUUCACCGAUGAGCCAGGCUACUUCCGCCCUGCAUCGCCGUUUAUUGAACGCCAAGAUAUCGAAGAAGACCUCGAGGCUCACAUCCAGCAUGCAUGCGCUCUGCUAUCGCACAGCAUUGAUCGCGGCAUCCCCGCCGGAUUGUCCUAUCAAAGUGCCAUGCCAGACUGGAGACACGCGAAAAGGCCCGUUGACCGGCUCAGUGUCGAAGCGUCCCCCGGGGAUCAGGAUCUCCUGCUUGUCCCCGGAACCAAACUAAACCAGUCCGAGAUAGAAACCAACAAACACGAUUCAGGCCCUCUCACGGACAAACACAAGAUUCUACAACAAACCUCCAGCCUCACCACCGCAAAGCUCACCCCGAGGAUCCCGCUCCUGCAGCCAAAGCCUCGCAUCAACAAUUCAAGAAGAAGACUCCUGGAUCCGCUCCUACUCCCCCAGCCCAGUAAUCCCCUUCCCUCACAGCCCCCCCAACCCCCAAACCGACCAGCCACCCAACCCCCCAAAGACCCAACCAGCCCUCUAAACUCACCUGAUAAAAGGCUCGAAUCCGUCCCCCAACCAAAACUCAAGCUCAGCAGCCCCACAAACCCAAUCCCCACUUCAGAAUCCUCAACAUCCACCCCGAUCUCCCCACCCAGUCUCGGCGAACCAGGCAGGACCUGGCUCCGUGCAAGCAAAGACAUCCAACAUCUCAUCGACGACAAAAAAACCAAAAAACCCCCAAAACACCAAAAACACCAAAAACCAAAAAUGGCUUCCGAAACUCCCCGCUUCUACAGGACCUGCAACAGGACCACCGGCGCCUUCGACUCGCGCGAAUGGCUGGCGCGUAAUGUCUGGGAAGAUCGCCCCUCGAGCGCCUGCGACGAAGCCUCGCUGGGUUCGUCAGUUGCUGGUUCCAGGCCUGGAACUGCGACGCCUAGAUUAGGCAGUGUGUCGACGAACGAGGAGGAGUUGCCGGGUGGAUACCCGCAGCAGGCGUGGACGGGGAAUGGACCGGGUCGGGGAAUGUCUUACUCGAGUUCGUUUUUGGGAGAUGAUUUUAAGCAUCAGGAGAAUGUUUAUUCGGUGGUUGUGCCCAGUGAGACCCCUCGGAGGAAGAAGGCAGCGCGGUUGUUUAGGAAGUUGACGGGGUUGGGGUUGAGGUUGAAGGAGAAUAUGAGGUAG
Molecule: messenger RNA, 1377 nt
Organism: Penicillium paradoxum
Lineage: Eukaryota; Fungi; Ascomycota; Eurotiomycetes; Eurotiales; Aspergillaceae
Exons: 2
Coding region: 1-1377 (458 amino acids)
Source: RefSeq, a predicted model, not a curated record